AGCGUGGAUGCCUUAUGCCCAUGUCUCGCUGGUUAGCACGCCUAUCUACGGAGCAUGCUUGGGGACCGCAGUAGCCCUGUAUGUCAGAGUAAUGUACACGGUCUCUACUUUCAAGGGUGAUGGCAGCUUCGCUGCGCCGCAUGCGCAGAUGGGGCUUGUCUUAGCGGGUUCCGGACUGUUCGCCGCGGUAGUGAUACUGGCUGUGGCGCUGGCGGUGGAUUAUGGAGAACAAGGUUUUCAAUGGGCAUUUACGGGGAUUGCUGCUGUGGCGUUUGCGGGUGGGUGUUUGAUGGGGUCGGGAAGAAUGCUGGGAAUGGGUUGGAGGUGUUUUCUCAUUGUGUAGGGUGUACUGUGGUAGAGAGUGGUGUGUUUAUGUGAUUUGCGAUUUCCUUGCUGCCUUCGACACUUCAGUCCUCUGUGCUACAGUCAGUCGUCAAAUCAUUGAAGUCCUACGAGCCUUUUCAGCAGGACUUCUUCGGCAAGGGUUAUGGUAAGCGUAUGAACUCCGGUCUCCACCACGGUGGGUCUCUCACAGCCAACUCACCGACGAAAUAUUAUACUUUCCAUCCUCAAUUCUAGGCGCCAAUAUACUAGUAGUCUGUUCUCUGAUAUUGUAUUUCUAUUAAGCACGCGUUGCUUGAAAACAUCCGGGUAUAUCAAAUUUCAAACAUUGUCAAAACGUGAACACGCUCCGCUUGGUGUAGUUGGUUUAUCACGUUCGGCUGUAAAAGCAAUUGUAACCGAAAGGUCCCUAGUUCGAUUCUGGGAGCGGAGAUCGUUUU
Molecule: messenger RNA, 782 nt
Organism: Westerdykella ornata
Lineage: Eukaryota; Fungi; Ascomycota; Dothideomycetes; Pleosporales; Sporormiaceae
Exons: 1
Coding region: 149-343 (64 amino acids)
Source: RefSeq, a predicted model, not a curated record